UUCUGUUUGAAUAUGGAAAACUUAACUGAAUUGAGUACUAUUACUCCAGAAAUUCAAACUCCAUUUGAAUUGGAUGUAACUGGAUCUGAUUUUUUAAACUCGUCAAAUUUUAAAAAUGUAGAUGCCAAUUCAUCGGAAGCAUUUGCUGCUUUAAAUAAAUUCUGCGGAUCUCCCUUUUGGGAUGUCAAAUUAACAUGGAAUACAACAGAUCCGGAGUUUACCCCUUGCUUAGAAAAAACCUUCUUAGUGUGGAUCCCGUGCAUCUUUUUGUGGCUUUUCGUAGGUUUAGAAUGCUACUACAUCUAUUCUAGUAAAAAGUGGAAUAUACCAUGGAAUUGGCUGAAUUUGUUAAAAUUGGGAAUCACAGCAACCCUUAUAGUUUUAACAGUCAGCGACAUAGUUACUACAUUUAAAAGAGCAGCAGAAGAGAAUAGUAAAGUUUUUAAUGUGGAUAUCUAUUCUCCUUUACUCAAAAUAUUUUCAUUUAUUCUCGCUGGGGUCAUAACGAUUUUUAACAGAAAAUAUGGUCAACAAACGUCAGGAUUAUUAUUCCUCUUUUGGUUAAUUUUAGCGGUUUGUGGUAUUCCCCAACUGCGAUCCGAAAUACGAAAGGCCCAAAGAAAUGAAAUCCUUCCCUCACAAUAUUACUUCUAUACCAGCUAUUUAAUUUAUUACCCAUUGGUUUGUGUAAUGUUUUUACUUAAUUGUGUGGCAGAUCAAACGCCAAGAGAAAGGAAGUAUCCCGUAGCAGAGAAACCAUGUCCAGAAGAAGGAGCCGGUUUUUUGUCGCGUAUUCUGUUUUCUUGGUUCGAUGCUCUUGCAUGGAAGGGUUUCAGAAAACCUUUAACCACCGAAGAUCUUUGGGAUAUGAACAUUGAAGAUAGUUCCAGAGAAUUAGUGCCCAAAUUCGAAACAGCUUGGAAGGAAACCUUACUGAAAGCUGAAAGUUCCUCUUCCAACCCUGCGGGUCAAGUGAAAUUUAAAUCUGACUCAGAUCAUGUGGAUUUUCUCAAUAGCAAACCGAAAAAACAGGCGUCAGUACUACCAGCUUUGGUCAAGUGUUUUGGUCCGGUCUUUUUCUUUGGAGCAUUUCUAAAAUUAUGUCAGGACCUUUUAGUAUUUGUAUCUCCACAAGUUUUGGGAUUGCUGAUUUCGUACAUUAAAAACAAGGAACCGUUAUGGAAGGGUUAUUCGUACGCGGGUUUGCUAUUUGUGGUGGUUACAAUUCAAACUCUGUUGUUGGCCCAAUAUUUCAACCGCAUGUUCCUCGUCGGAAUGAGAAUUCGCACGGUCCUGGUUUCAGCGAUCUACAGAAAGGCCCUCAGGAUUUCCAACAGCGCUCGUAAGGAAAGCACCGUGGGUGAAAUAGUCAAUCUGAUGGCCGUCGAUGCGCAGAAAUUCAUGGAUUUGAUCAGUUACUUGAACAUGAUUUGGUCGGCGCCGCUGCAAAUCUGCCUGUCGUUGUAUUUCCUCUGGAACGAAUUGGGUCCGUCCGUGCUGGCCGGUCUGGCGGUCAUGAUCAUUUUAAUUCCCGUCAACGGAUUCAUAGCCAACAAGGCGAAAACUCUGCAAGUCAAGCAAAUGAAAAACAAAGACGAACGUGUUAAAUUGAUGAACGAAAUUUUGAACGGCAUCAAGGUUUUGAAACUGUACGCGUGGGAGCACAGUUUCGAAGAGCAAGUAUUGAAGAUUCGAAACAAGGAAAUUAAAGUUCUCAGGCAGGCAGCUUAUUUGAAUGCUGGUACUUCAUUUAUAUGGUCUUGUGCUCCAUUCUUGGUAUCGCUAGUCACUUUUGCUACCUUCGUUUUGGUUGAUGAAAAAAACAUAUUAGACGCCAAUAAAGCCUAUGUUUCUAUUUCUCUCUUCAAUAUCAUAAGAUUUCCGCUGAGCAUGUUACCCAUGAUGUUAUCGCAAUUAAUUCAAACAUGGGUAUCUGUUAAAAGGAUAAACAAUUUCAUGAAUGCCGAAGAACUGGAUCCUGACAAUGUGCAUCACGAACCUACUGAAGAACCUUUGCUCAUCCAAAACGGAAACUUCUCAUGGGGAAGCGAGCCGGUGCUCAAAAACAUCAACAUCAGAAUCAAAAAGAAAACCCUGACGGCCGUCGUGGGUACAGUGGGAUCGGGCAAAUCGAGUUUGGUGUCCGCUUUUCUGGGAGAAAUGGACAAGAUCUCGGGCACCGUCAAUACAUAUGGAAACAUCGCCUACGUUUCGCAGCAAGCUUGGAUCCAAAACGCCACCCUUCGAGACAACGUCCUGUUCGGAAAACCCUACAAUAAAUCUGUAUACAACGACGUUAUCGAAGCGUGCGCCCUUAAACCGGAUUUCGAUAUGUUACCAGCUGGUGAUCAAACUGAAAUAGGAGAAAAAGGUAUCAAUCUUUCGGGCGGACAGAAGCAGCGUGUUAGCUUGGCCAGGGCGGUGUACUCGAACGCGGACAUUUACUUUAUGGACGAUCCUCUGAGCGCCGUGGACAGUCACGUUGGGAAGCACAUCUUCGAGAAGGUCAUAGGCCCGACGGGGUUGCUGAAGAACAAGACGAGAAUGCUCGUCACUCACGGUAUCACUUAUCUGCCGCAAACUGACAAAAUCAUCGUGCUGAAGAACGGUGAAGUUUCGGAAACCGGCACCUACCAGGAAUUGAUGGAUAAGAAAGGAGCGUUUGCCGAUUUCUUGAUACAGCACAUCACCGAGGAAGCUGAAACGGUGGAAGGUUCUAAGGUUAAAUCAGAGGAAUUCGACGAGCUCAAAGACCAAAUAAGCGAGGGACACCUGCCCGAAGAAUUGAACAAGAAACUAAUCAGGCACAGGUCGCGAAUUUCUGAAUCGCAUUCGGAUACCGGUUCGGACCAUUUCGGCAACGGUUCGAUACAGAGAUUGAACAGCAUGGAUAAAAGCGGAAGAAAGGCGUCCGUGGAUUCGAAAAAGCUGCCGCAAAAGGGCGAGAAAUUGAUAGAAGUGGAAAAGGCCGAAACCGGCAACGUGCGUUGGGCCGUUUACAAGCAUUACCUCAAAUCGAUUGGAAUAAUGUUUAUGUUAUCGACGUUAAUAUUCAAUUUGAUCUACCAAGGUUUCCAAAUCGGCUCGAACGUUUGGUUGGGUAUUUGGGCCGACGAUGAUAAGCUUGUAUCAAAUGGCACGACCACUGAUACGGGAAAAAGGGACAUGUAUCUUGGUGUAUAUGGUGCCCUUGGAUUGGGCCAAGUUAUAACUGUUUUGUUCGCUUCGUUGGCGUUAUACAUUGGUACGUUAAGGGCUGCUAAACUCAUGCAUAACUUAAUGCUCGACAAUGUAUUGAGAACUCCGUGUACCACGUUUUUCGAUGUUACCCCUUUAGGACGAAUAUUGAAUAGAUUCGGAAAGGACGUCGAUACGCUGGACAAUGUUCUACCCAUGACCUUACGAGGCUGGGUGAAUUGUUUUUAUUCGGUUAUUGGUACAUUAUGCGUAAUCAGUUACACGACACCUUUGUUCCUUGCCGCGAUCGUGCCGAUAUGCUUAAUAUACGGCUUCAUUCAAAGAUUUUACGUAGCCACGUCCAGGCAAGUGAAACGUUUGGAAUCCGUUUCGAGAUCUCCGAUCUAUUCGCACUUUAGCGAAACGGUGUCGGGCGCACACGCCAUCAGAGCGUACAAUCAACAAGAAAGAUUCAUAAAGGAAUCGGAGUACCGAGUCGAUUUGAACCAGAAAUGCUACUACCCCGGCAUCAUAUCCAACCGAUGGCUGGCCGUCCGAUUGGAAAUGCUCGGAAAUUUGAUCAUAUUCUUUGCCGCGUUGUUCGCAGUCGUCGGUGGAAGCAGCGACGCCGGUUUGGUCGGUUUAUCGGUCACCUACUCGUUGCAAAUCACCCAAAUUCUCAAUUGGCUGGUCAGGAUGACGUCCGAUGUGGAGACGAACAUUGUGGCUGUGGAGCGUAUCAAGGAGUACGCGGAGGCGCAGCAGGAAGCGGCUUGGGACAUACCCAGCAAGAACCCGUCGCCGAAAUGGCCGACGAGCGGAACCGUAUCGUUCAAAAACUAUUCGGUGAGAUACAGGGAGGGCUUGGAUCUCGUUUUGAGAAACGUCGAUUUCGAAAUUAACGGCGGCGAAAAGGUCGGAAUUGUCGGACGAACGGGAGCCGGGAAAUCCAGUUUAACUUUGGCCCUAUUCAGAAUCAUUGAAGCAGCUCAGGGAAACAUAUUUAUAGACGGCGUGAGAAUCGAUGAAUUGGGUUUGCACGCUUUAAGAUCGAAGCUGACCAUUAUACCUCAGGAUGCCGUGCUAUUUUCCGGCUCUUUACGCAUGAAUUUAGAUCCCUUCGACUCUCAUAGCGACGAGGAAGUUUGGCGGUCGUUGGAGCACGCUCAUCUUAAAACAUUCGUAAAAGGUUUAAGCGCUGGAUUGAAUCACGAGAUAACAGAAGGUGGUGAAAAUUUAUCGGUGGGGCAAAGACAGUUAAUUUGUCUUGCUAGAGCCCUGCUUAGAAAGACCAAGAUACUUGUAUUAGAUGAGGCAACCGCAGCUGUCGAUCUCGAAACCGAUGAUCUUAUACAAAAAACAAUCAGAACCGAAUUUAAGGAGUGCACAGUACUUACCAUAGCUCACAGAUUGAAUACUAUUAUGGAUUCGGAUCGCGUUAUAGUUUUGGAUAAAGGAGAAAUUGCGGAAUUCGAUUCGCCUGCUAACUUAUUGGCGAAUGAAAAUUCGAUAUUCUAUAGUAUGUCUAGAGAUACAGGAUUAGCUUGAUGCGUUGAGUGAAGGUGUUUUUUGAAAAAAAAAUAAUAUGCCAAUACGUCAUUUAAGACGUAAUUUGUUUGUAUAUUAUAGAGGCUAGUCUUUUAAAAUAAAUUAGUCCAUAAAGAAUUUUAAACGUAGUUAUUUACUUUAGUGUGUAGGUAUUAUAUUUAAGAUUUUUUUAAUGUUUUUUUUUUCGAACGUAGACCUCAAUAAGUGCCUUCUUACUACUAUUGGCUUUCUUUAACUUCUCUUAAAACAUUCUGUAUUAUUUUCUUAAAUUAACAUCACUGAAACAUCACUCUUGCAAGGUUUCGAUAUUGUAAAGAUGCCCACCUCCUAAGGCUAGCCAUCUAUAACUUGUCAUGCAAAGUGUAUUCCUAUAUUUUCUAUUUUUGUACUUAAGUGUUACUAGAUUUUAGUAGAAAUUGUUAGCCUUUGAAAGUACCAUUCUAUAUUGUGAUCGUUAGGAUACUUACUUAAUUUUCGUUGAUAUCGUUACACAUUUGGCAGUUUGUUUUGUAAAUAUCAAUUUUUGUUUUAAAAGUAAAAACGCAAAUAUUUUUAUCCCUGUUCGUAUUGUUAAUAAAGAGUUACAUUUG
This is a messenger RNA of Phyllotreta striolata, 5315 nucleotides long. The record is from the annotation of a GenBank genome assembly. Lineage: Eukaryota; Metazoa; Arthropoda; Insecta; Coleoptera; Chrysomelidae.